CACACCUUAACGUACCCUAACACCAUUGCAGCGCCCCCAACGGACUUCUCAGGGCACCGCUUCAGCAUCGUGACUCUGGACUGGUAUCCCUUCAUGGACUUCAGGAGGGAUAGCACCGAGUCUGCCACCACUGUCACCCCGCAGGACUCCCUCGAUGUUAGGAUACUGAACACCCUAACGCGGACUCUCAACUUCACGUACGAAAUGCGAGUGCCGUGGGAUGACCAGUGGGGAACAUCAACACCUAGCGGGAAUUGGACUGGCGUGGUGGGAACACUGCAGUACCACAAAGCAGACUUCUCCCUCCUCCUAUCGUGGCUCCGCGGUCGCUAUCAGGUAGUGGAGUACUCCCGCAUUUACGUCAACGAGCCUAUAGUGAUGAUAAUGCUGAAGCCUGGCCCUCUGCCGCAGUACCUCGCGCUCAUUAGGCCUCUCUCAGGAGAAACGUGGGCGGCCCUUUUCCUGUCCACUGUCUCCGCGGGGCUCAUCCUGUGGGCGCUGCAGUGGGCGUGGGGGCGGGCGUGUGGGCAGACAGGCCUCUCGCUAGACACUUCAAUCCUCUACACCUGGAGCAUACUGUUUGAGGAGCCUCCGCCUCACAUCCCUACUAACAUGUCCGGCAGGAUGUUCGUGGGGUGGUGGUGGCUGUACUGCACCCUCUUCAUCGUGGUGUACCGGUCCUCCCUUAUCGCGCACCUCUCAGUCCCGGGCACAGCCAACGCGAUAGAUUCCUUCGAGCAGAUGCUGGACGAGGGGGGCUGGACGUGGGGGUAUGAGCCAAGUUACGGCGCGGGCUGGGAGUGGUUCAAGACUAACACAAAUCCUAUUAUCAAGAGGAUCUAUCAAGGAAUGGAGGUACUAGAGUUCCCGGAGCAGAUGGAGCGGGUGCUGAAGGGACGCCACGCCCUCAUCACUUGGAAGUACAAGAUCAAGUCCUUAGUGGCAGCCCUUUACACUGACGAAUAUGGCAACACCCCGAUCUACACUGCCCGCCAGGUGUAUUUCAACUACGGAGGGUACGGGUGGUGCUUCAGGAAAGGCGCGCCCUUCAGGAGAGCCAUAGACCUCCAGAAGCAGCGGAUGAUCGAGGCUGGGCUAAUACCGCAGUGGAUUAACGACCUAAUUGGCACCAAGGCGAAGAAGGCACGUGACCAGUUUGGCAAGGAGACCUCCCUGGAGAAGGACUGGGCCAAGAAUCUCCAGCAGGACACGGAAGGAGAGAGAGUGGUGCUCAGUCUAAUGCACCUCCAGAGCGUCUUUAUCCUGCUGGGUCUUGGCUUCUGUAUCGCAGUAACUGGAUUAUUCAUAGAGAUUAUAGUCCAUGCCUUCGUCAGGAGAUCCGAGGCCAAGAUGCACGUGGUGGAGGGAGGAAAGCUACUUCCUGAACCCAACCAAGAGUUUUUGAAGCAACGGAACGCCUUCACGCCCACAGACUUCACGCCCACAGCCUGCCACCUACAGCCGCCCACAGCCACCCACAGCCCUUCCUCCACCUGCCCCUCUGCCGCCCUCAACUCUUUGGAAUAA
Molecule: messenger RNA, 1527 nt
Organism: Scylla paramamosain (green mud crab)
Lineage: Eukaryota; Metazoa; Arthropoda; Malacostraca; Decapoda; Portunidae
Product: probable glutamate receptor
Exons: 8
Coding region: 94-1527 (477 amino acids)
Cellular component (GO): membrane
Molecular function (GO): ligand-gated monoatomic ion channel activity
Source: RefSeq, a predicted model, not a curated record